Rhodamnia argentea is the source of this 950-nucleotide messenger RNA. Its product is annotated as vacuolar iron transporter homolog 4-like. Bases 1 to 879 code for a protein of 292 amino acids. Gene Ontology annotation, cellular component: membrane. Lineage: Eukaryota; Viridiplantae; Streptophyta; Magnoliopsida; Myrtales; Myrtaceae. The record is from RefSeq and is a predicted model, not a curated record. The transcript has a single exon. Gene Ontology annotation, molecular function: iron ion transmembrane transporter activity; manganese ion transmembrane transporter activity. Gene Ontology annotation, biological process: intracellular manganese ion homeostasis.
AUGGACCUGUCGCAGACGCCUGGCGGGCAGAGCAAGCUUCCGACGGUAGCGGAGGGGAAGGCUGAGACCCAAGCGCGGAGGACUGAACUGUUUCGGCGAGCUCAGUGGCUCCGAGCCGCCGUUCUUGGGGCUAUUGAUGGGCUGCUCUCGACGACGUCGUUGAUGCUCGGGGUCGGCGCUGCGAAGGAUGAUCGUCGGUCCAUGGUUCUCUCGGGCAUUGCGGGGGCUCUCGCGGGCGCUUUCAGCAUGGCGGUUGGCGAGUUUGUCUCGGUCUCGACGCAGAGGGAUAUCGAGCAGGUGAACCUCAAGAAGCGCGACUCCGUGACAGAGACGGAAAAGCCAGAAGAGAUCAAGAUCACCGUCACUGCUACUAAGCACGACGAGACCGGCUCGGCUGAGCCCACUGGACGGACCCCAUCCAGAAGCACUCCAUGCCGGAGGAUGUUGAUAUGCGAAAUACCGGAAAAGGGGUCCCCGGUGAUGGUGGUGGAGCCUCAGUCGAUCACGCUAUUCUCGCCCACCUCGCCUGCGCUUAAGGUGCUUGCCGAAAACGCUGCGAAAGCAAAGCAGGAAGCAAUCGACGGAGAAGAAGCUUUACCCAACCCUUACAAAGCCGCGGCUGCGUCUGCCUUGGCUUUCCUUUGCGGGUCGUUGUUUCCUCUGUUGCCGGCCAUCUUUGUCGCUCAACAAACGCUCAGAGUCGCGAUUGUCGCGGCGGUUGCAUCCAUAGCUCUUGCUCUGUUCGGAGGCAUCGGAGCUCAUCUCGGUGGCUCGCCAGUGAAAGUCUCCGCGGUGAGGAUUUUAGUGGGUGGGUGGAUUGCCAUGGGAGUUACUUACGGGUUGCUCAAGCCUUUCGACGGAGACGAUGAUGCUAAGUAGUUUCAAUGGUGGCCAUUUCUGGGUUGUCAAAUUAUCUAUGUUGAUGAUAAAUACACUGCUUCCUUUCUAUU